AUGGCACCAUCCAAUACCCGAGAAGUCGUCAACGUCUUCUGGCCGAUGACUAUUCCCACACAUGCCCGCUUCUCUAUCGCAUCGCCCUUCCCACUUAGAGUCAGCUACCCACACAACGUGAGCUUCACUCUUACGCUCGAAGCGCCCAUGCUCCUCUCCUCACGCUCGCCAGUUUAUGUAAUGCCCUCCGGCGUCCUUUCCUCAGGCUUCUCUCGCGGCUGGUCCACUCUUCCCACUGAGCUCAAACUCACUAUUCUCCGCCACAACGUCAUCUAUCCUUCCGCAAUCUGGCCUGCAAACGCAAACACUGCGAUGCGCGAGUCUCUUUUCCCUUAUUUGCGUAUGACACCGGAAAUAGCCUACUUAUCCCGAUUUCUGUUCUUCGCCGAGAACACUUUCAUCAUCCUCUCGGGCCAGGAAGAAUCAAGCAUGUCUCGUGGCUGUCCACCAGUAUCUGUGAGGCCGCUGAUGAGAAAAGUGAAGCUGAUGAUAUGGCUCGAGCCUCACGACUGGGAGACGGUGAGUGCAAUCGCGCAGAAGAGCCUUGGAUUUGAACGCUUGACUCAUGUCGAGGUGCGAUGCUCAGUUGUCAAGUUUGUCAGGUCGCUUUCUACAUUUCUCGAUCCCGUCGAGGAAAACGACGCGGACUUUUGGAACUCACAGUUGGAGUUUCAAAUACCUCACGGGGUGAAUUUCGAAUCGGACGGCGUCAUUGGAUUUGACCAUUUGAGGUUUGGAAGGGGAGACGUGAAUCACAGCCUUCUCCAGCGGGUAGAGCAGGUCGAAGGGUUGUUGAGAGAGAGGUUUCAGUUCGGAGUUCGGGAGCAAUCUUGA
This is a messenger RNA of Ascochyta rabiei, 834 nucleotides long. RefSeq lists its product as uncharacterized. Lineage: Eukaryota; Fungi; Ascomycota; Dothideomycetes; Pleosporales; Didymellaceae. Bases 1 to 834 code for a protein of 277 amino acids. The transcript has a single exon. The record is from RefSeq and is a predicted model, not a curated record.